AUGUUGUUGAGUCCAGCUCGGUCUCGCUGUCACCAGCUCCCAUUCCCCACAGUGCGGACCCUCUGCAGGAAGGCGGACUCCUCGCUGUGCACUGCACCCCCCGGGUCUGCUCGGAGGGCAAAGGCUUCCCCGGAUUUUGACACUGGGGCCUACAGGGUCAAGUCCAAUUGGGAGUUGCUGCGGGCUCUGCUGGUCUUCAGGAUGUGCUCUUUUCCCUGGCUGGUGAACAAUGCGGGCAAGGUGAUGCACUGGAGCUGCAGGCUGCUUGGACGGAGGCUGUUCGAACAGCUGAUGAAGGUGACCGUCUACGGUCAGUUCGUGGCGGGGGAGACAGUUCCCGAAGUCCAGGGCUGCACUGAAGCCCUACGGAGAGCAGGGGUGCGGCCAAUGCUGGCUGUCCCUAUCGAGGAGGAUGCUGGUGAGGACAGGAGUGAGUGCUGGUUCGAGGGGAAUCUGCGGACCGCACUGUCGUGCGUGGACACUGCCCGGGUCUGCAGUCCGCACGCCAUGAUGCAGCUGAAGGUCACCGCGCUGAUGGGGGCACGGCUCUGCACCACUGUGAGCCGGUCCCUCAGUGACCUGUCUACGGCCGAGGACCUCAACGUCAGCCGGCUGGCAGAAGUGAUGGAUGGCCGGGAUCUUCACUUCAGGCAUCUGAGACUCGAGGAGUCAGUGCACCUACACACCUCACUCCGACGCCUGAGGACCCUUGCAGAGUACGCCCAGGAGAAAGGGGUGCCUCUCCUCAUCGACGCUGAACUCACAUCUCUUAACCCCGCCAUCUCUCUGGUUACCAAGGCGCUCAUGCUUCGCUUCAACCAAUCAGAGCCCUUGAUUUGGAACACUUACCAGUGCUACCUACAGGACACAGAGAGACAGCUCUUGACCGAUGUUUCACAGGCCCUGAGCCUGGGGCUCUGGUUUGGGGUGAAAUUGGUCAGGGGAGCAUACAUGGACAGGGAACGGGAGUUGGCACUGAAAUUCGGAUAUCCUGACCCUGUGCAGAAGAGCUGGGAUGACACAGACCAAAGUUACCGGAGGCUCCUGGACCAGCUGGUGACCCUGGUGAAGCAGAACCCAAGGGUGGGGCUGGUGGCAGCCACACACAAUGAGGGAUCUGUCCGGUACCUUCUCAAUAGGAUGGAGGCCCUGGGUCUGGGCAGGGACUGUGGGAUUCACUCUGCCCAGUUACUGGGAAUGUGUGACCACAUCUCCCUCACUCUGGGGCGAGCCGGUUACUCUGUCUACAAAUCCCUCCCGUAUGGAGACGUGUCCUCUGUCAUUCCCUACCUCGUCCGAAGAGCCCAGGAGAACCAGUCGGCAUUGAGGGGUAUCCGCCGCGAGAGGGAGCUGCUCCGGAGGGAGCUCAACCGGCGCCUCCUGCUCAGGAGGGGGCUGCACGACUGACAGAAUGAGGAGGGAAAGAUGUCCCAUCCCUCUCCUUUCACUCCCUCACCAGCCCCAGACCUCUGACCCAUUUCCCUCCCUCCCCGGUCACUCCCAGACUGACCUCUGACCCUGGUCACUCCCUCACCACCCCCAGACCUCUGACCCAUUUCCCUCCCUCCCCGGUCACUCCCAGACUGACCUCUGACCCUGGUCACUCCCUCACCAGCCCCAGACCUCUGAU
Molecule: messenger RNA, 1630 nt
Organism: Hypanus sabinus (Atlantic stingray)
Lineage: Eukaryota; Metazoa; Chordata; Chondrichthyes; Myliobatiformes; Dasyatidae
Gene: prodh2
Product: proline dehydrogenase 2
Exons: 10
Coding region: 1-1407 (468 amino acids)
Cellular component (GO): mitochondrion
Molecular function (GO): FAD binding; proline dehydrogenase activity
Source: RefSeq, a predicted model, not a curated record